Hyalella azteca is the source of this 2276-nucleotide messenger RNA. Its product is annotated as ATP synthase mitochondrial F1 complex assembly factor 2-like. The transcript has 7 exons. Gene Ontology annotation, cellular component: mitochondrion. Bases 76 to 930 code for a protein of 284 amino acids. The record is from RefSeq and is a predicted model, not a curated record. Lineage: Eukaryota; Metazoa; Arthropoda; Malacostraca; Amphipoda; Hyalellidae. Gene Ontology annotation, biological process: mitochondrial proton-transporting ATP synthase complex assembly.
UGUCAUCUCUACACGUCAGUUUUGAAAUUAAGCUACAAGUUAUCGCAUUAAAUUUAAGACAAAAGUUGAAAAAAAAUGUUGGGAAAGGCCGUGCAAAAGUUGACGGUUGCUGGCACGUCGCGCUUCUUGUUCCCUGCCUACACCGGGCGUGUGACGAGCUGCAGAGCUGCAUCACACGCAGCUAAACGUUUCUACAAGGAUGUAAGCGUCGCAGGUACAUCAGGCUGCUACGAAGUUAAUUUAGAUCAUCGGAAGCUCAAGACUCCCAUGGGUAACGUAUUGCAGGUGCCAAGCUAUCCGCUCGCUCUGGCGGUGGCCGAAGAGUGGAGGGCCGUGCAGGAUGUCAUCAUUCCAGCUUUUAUGCAUCUUACGGGUUUAUCCUACACUGUCGUGGAUAAUCCAAAUCGUGUGAGCAAAUGGGACAUGGCGGAGAGUGUGUUGGAGUUCCUACCCACAGACACCGUGCUGUUUGCAGACGAGAACAGUGAGAAAUUCAGCGCUGUCCAAGAGGAGCAGUGGUGGCCUGUGUUGCGGUGGUUCAACGACCGCUACAAACUCAACAUCGAGCCAUCGACGGGCAUCAACCCUGCCGAGGUGUCGGACGCUGCGCUGGGCGUCCUCAGGAGACACAUUCUCUCCCACAACCACUGGGCCGUGGCAGGGAUGCUGUACGGAACUGACGCGAUAAAGUCUGUUAUAUUGACUCUGGCUGCAGUGGAGCGAAGGAUAUCAGCCCGAGACGCUGUUAGACUCAGUAGACUUGAAGUCGACUUCCAGUCUGAGCACUGGGGGCGCGUGGAGUGGGGCCACGACAUGGACCAGCGCGACCUGGAGGCUCGGUUUGCUGCAUCGCUGUUCUUCAUUCAUCUCAACAUGGGAGACCAACACAGAGUCAAGAAAAAGGACCAGGCGCACAACUACACUACUUGAAUCGCUUCUACAGCACGCAAUUUUAGCGUCUUGGAACAUAGUCAAUUUAUAAAUAUUUCAUGUUCUAAUAUACAUAAUUUUGAACUCGAUCAUCAUUACGUUAUGCUCCCAGCUGAGGUAAUAUUAAGGUUUUCUGCAUAUCCAAACGAAAGUUUCCAUCUUCAUAUUUAUUGAAUCGAGAGCAUAACGAUGGCAAGUUCUAUUUUAACGCGAUAGGCGGACACAAAGUGUUGAACAUUUAUUAAAACAAAACAACGUCUCGGAUGGGCGAGUCAAUAACGGAACCCUUGCUAGUGUCUGUUACGUGGCAUCUACAGUUCACAGUGCGGUCAGUUUGCAUGACUGUUCCUUUUAUGUGAUUACAUCAACGAAACUAUCACUCAUUUCAACUAGAAUUAGUUUCAUCUUAAAUAAAGGCCAGCGUGGCAUUGUUCGCACUGCUAUGCUCUAAGUCAAGGGAGAUCAGGUCAAUACUAUUUUAAAACGAAAGAAAGCAACUGCAUUCUAUAAUCACCAAAUAAUCUACUAAGUCUAUUGCUACCCUGUCAUUGUUCAAUAUUAUGACGUUACCUACUCAAUAAUACAUACAGCAUUGGAAGCAAAAAAGAAAGCAAGCAUACAUGUUAACAAGUGUGGAGAAACUAACAAACACACUAUAUAAAGUUUCUCAAAUGACCAAUUAGAGCAUCUACCAACUCGAGUAGGUAUCUAUUCAACUGAAACGAAAAAACAAGGGUUCUAUCAAUAAGCAGUCAAUUUUUCCCACAUUGGCUAUAUUUUCACAACUGAGCUAUGGAUUCAAAUAGUUGAUUGAUACGUGACCUGUAUCGUCAAUACUGGCCUGACAAGAGUUAAACUUAACAGACUGAGCGAUGGUUUCCCGUACAUGAUACGUCGGUAAACACCUGUUAACAUAAGUUACCUUAAAUACCAUUGCACGGUUUACAGGAGAAACUCAAGACCACACCAAGUUCAGCAAGCAGCCGAAUACUAUUAAGCGACGCACUAAAUAACUAUCAACAACGGGGCAAACAAAUGUCAUGACACUAAGUGUGAUUGACCUUGGCACAACUCUCUCCUACUGGCAAGUUAUGAGCUCAAAUAAAAUAAUCAUACUAAAUUACUACUAAUGUUUGGACUUAAGGCAGGGUAAAAAGUAAAGCUAGCUCUAAAUGAAGAGACAACGAGAGGCCACAUACAAAUCCGCAGACAAUAUCUCUUUACUGAGGCAGUGAAGAAAUAUUGAGAAUGACGUGGGUCUGGAGAUAUGUUCAUUGUGAUGACUGCAUCCAAAUUCAUGUAUUAAUUGAAUUGAAAUGUGAAAUUAAUUUCUAAAUCAUGAUCGA